GCGCAAACCGCGAAGAGGGAGCUGGAGGCGGAAGAGGACGUAGCAAUAAAGUGGGAAAAGGAGCCGCAGAAGAAGAAGAAGUGGCUUAAAAAAAACAAAACAACACCGACACUUGGAUGUCUGUUAACAAACAAGGUUAUACAGUUAUCCGAGAGGAGCUCCAGUGCAUCAUGUGAGUUGUGCAAAAGCCUUUUGAUACCUACAAGUGGCUGCUGAUGUGGUGGACCUGAACUUGACCUGUGCGAACCCCCAGUCUCGCUUUUUUAUGAGAGCCUGGGGAAAAUGUGGCCUCAAAUUAUGGAUUUAGGGACUCUUUAAUGAAAGUCAGAUUUUACAGCGCUUCAGUCAAAUUGCUGUAAGGAACAUGGAAAGAGAAGCGGCUAAGAAAGAGAUGGAUGUUGUGGACACUGACGAGGAGAUCCCUGAUGGUGUUUCGGCCUCAGUGACCAGUUCAAGUCAGUGUGAGGUUGAGGAUGAGUGCGAGCAGGAGGACAAAACAGCCUAUCUCAAAUCUCAGGAAACUCCAAACCCAGCCACUCUACAAGACCUUGGGGCUGGUGAAGCAGAGGCCAAAGAUGAUAUUGAGGAGGUUUCAGAAGAGUUUGAGCAUGACAAGACUACAGAAAAUGAGAACUCACAGGUUAUAAACCAAGAAGAGGAUGACGCAGCAAAGGAGCAGCACAUGAAUGGGGAGUCUGGUUGGAGGAACAUGGGAAGUGGAAGGAAGUGCAAACUGAGGAGUGGUGGGUCAGUUUUAGAGCAGAUUCAGAGAGGAAAUGUUAUGUCAAGUGGCGGUCGGCACAAGCAGACCCGCAGACGUAACCACCACCACUAUCAGCAGAACCGGGGCCGGCGGAGGACAGGAAACCAGCUCAUCUUAGCGUUCAAGGAGAUGCUGUCAGAGUCUCUGAGCUUCUGGUGCAUCUCUUGCAUCCACAUGAUGAUUGAGAUUAUUGUCACUUUAACUCACAACUGUGGAGUUGGAGUGGAGACUGGAGUUGUAAAACUUUACAACCUUGGGCAGCAGCUCCUUGUGAAGGUCACUGAUGUUCCUGGAAUGAAGGCAGAUGCGAUCCGGAUUCUGAAGUGGGCAAAGUGCAAAGGAGCUUGUGUGGUGGAUAAAACUGUUAGGUCAGUAAAGUGGAUAAAGACAGUUGCCUUAUCUUGUUUCACAUUUUUCUGUGCUUUGGUUAUUCUGGGAUCGCAGUGGGCCAAGGGGGUUUUCCUUCGUAUUGGUGGGGAUAGGGGGAAGCACUAUUGGACGGCUUUUCAGGAGUCACGCGUUUGGAAGAGGAUAGUGUCCUUGCUGGAGAAAGCCCGAAGCCUAUUCAGGAGGGAUGGUCAUGUACCGCCAUCUGCACCGGGGUCACCUGGCAGAGCAGGAAGAGCUCAACCAGGCCAGGAGUUGGAGAGACUGCUGGCACUGGUUGAGGUACCAGAGGAUGAGCUCGAUCCCUUUACAGUUCUUGGUGUUGAGGUGCAUGCCACUGACACUGAGCUGAAGAAGGCUUACAGACAGCUGGCUGUCCAGGUCCAUCCAGACAAGAAUAAACACCCACGAGCUGGAGAGGCGUUCAAAGUGCUCAGAGCUGCCUGGGAUAUUGUCAGUAAUCCAGAGACACGACGAGAGUAUGAGUUGAAGCGCAUGGCAGCAACUGAGCUCUCAAAGUCCAUGAACGAGUUUCUCACUAAACUGCAGGAUGACCUGAAGGAAGCCAUGAAUACUAUGAUGUGUACCAAGUGUGAAGGCAAACACAAGCGCUUCGAGAUGGAUCGUGAACCCGCUGAGGCCCGGUUCUGUGCUGAAUGCAACCGUUACCAUAGCGCCGAGGAAGGGGACCUGUGGGCUGAAUCGAGCAUGCUGGGCCUACGCAUCACAUACUUUGCCUGUAUGGAUGGCAAGGUGUAUGAUAUUACAGAGUGGGCAGGUUGCCAGAGAAUUGGAAUUUCUCCUGAUACACACCGGGUCCCGUAUCACAUCUCCUUUGGUUCAAAGAACAACAGCAAUGCCACACGACACAGGACACCGUCGGAGCAUGCGGCAGGUCCGACCAACCCAGCUGAUUUGCAGGACUUCUUCAACCGAAUCUUUAAGGGAGGACCUCCUAGUGACAUGGCUGCCAAUGGAAGCUUCUUCCACUCAGGUUCGCCUCAUCACCCACCUGGUGCUGGAGCGCCUCCCUUCUCCCCUCCUCCAAGUCAGACAGGUUUUUACAUGCCGGGAGGUCACCGGCCCGAGUCCAGCGAGACAUGGGCUGAAAGUGGCAAACCCCCCAGGAGGAGGAAGAAGGUCCGCAAACCCUUCCAGAGGUGAAGUUCGCCGACUUGUUAGUGUAUGAAAACAGCAACACAGGGAUACAAAAUAUAAUGGCCAUGUUUGUCUCUCGCCUGCCUGUUGGCAUGCCAAGAUCUGAACUGGAGAAGAUUCAAGGGGGUCAGAUCAGCCAGAGCAGAGAGAGACUGGAUCACGAAGAGGAGUCUGUCAACUGAAUACAAGUAUUGAAGGAGGUUCUGAAGGAGGUUGCAGUGAUGGUGCUUUACCUCUUAAUCCACCUUACUUUUUUUUGUUGUUUUUGUCAUUUUGGUCUUAAAGACGACUGUAGCCUUGGCAUUGAAGUCCUUAUCAGGAUGCCGUAAUUAAACCUUUUUCUUUUUUUAAUCAUGUCCUGCCAAAUCCUUCACUGCAUGAUGUUUUCACCUGCAUUUUAACACUUCAGUUCUCUCACUUUUGUUAACGUUUUAUAUAAAGUUAGCUUAAGAAAUCGGCUUCAGGCAGAGUGAAGGUUAGGAGGGUUACAGCCAGUGUGGACUGUGGUUUUAUGCAUCACUAUGAUCGAAAAAUGAAGAUACUGAUCUGGGCAGCUUCACAGUCUUUAGUGUUACUGAUAUUAGAGGCAUGUGGCUCUACUACUGAAGCUGCACAUCGCCCACCAUAUUUCAGAAAGGAAUCUAACUUAACACAUCUGAGCUUAAUAAUUUAUAAAAUGGGGAGUGGUUUUAACUCACUAAACAGCACAUUUAAGUAUUUCUUUAGUGAGAAGUCUUGUUGUUGUUUUAUGAGCAGGUCUAAACAACUGCUAAUCUGCUUUUCCAUUGAAAUCAAAGACCAAGCUGUGGUUCUGUCUGAUUAGUAAAAAAAAAAAAACAGAAAGAAAAGACAAAAAUAUCUUAGCAUGAUAAUUAUAGAGUGGCACCUCACCCCUUAAAAAGUUUGUUUUACCCUGAGCUUUCUGAAGUGGUAACGUUGCAAUAUGCAGAUACUGCAGGAUGUGUGGAAAUGUAGCACAGCCACUUAGAUUCACACCAUGGUUCACACUGUUUCGACCACUUUCUAAAAAUGAAAAAGCAACAUCUCAAAGAGGAAAUAAAACAUUUGUAAUUGACUUUAUAAUGCUAAUCGCACAACCGAACAUUUGACAGCUGCUUGAUUCUAAGUAAAAAUGGUUCUACUUUUUGUCCACUGCAAAGUCUCUUAUUCCUUCAGCACCGUUGGACCUUAUUUUGGCUAUAACUGAUGUAACACUAGACAAUAUCUCGCCAUUGCAAGUAAUUUAUUUGCCUGGUCUUUCAUUCUGGACCUACUUGUUCAGUGGCAGUUUUUGAGCCAGUCGUGAUGUUUCAGAGCAUCUUAUAGCCGCCGCCCAGCUCAGGACACGUCAGAUCUGAUUCUAGUCCAAAGCGAUUGCUCUCAUGCUUGUUUCAGUGUGUGCCGUCAUCUCAGCGACUCCUGACGGGUUUUCAUAGUUGUGUUGGGCGAGGUUCACGUAAACUCUAAUCAGACUCUAAAAGACUGAUGUCCUUUUAAUCCCCGCAGUAUUACUGAGUAAAAACAAGAAGGGGUCAGAAAAAUCCUAGUCAGUUGCAUUUUGUUUGGUUUGUUGUUGACAUGUUUCAUGGUCAGAAAUAACACUUUAAUUUUUGUCAAAGCUUAAUGAAAGAAAACCAUUGUUAUUGUUUACACCUGACAUGAAGAUUGUGUAGUGAUAUGGCAAUUGUAUGCUAUGAGGCAUCUGAUAAAAGCGCUUCUUUUUAACAUUGACAGUCACGUCCAUUGAGUACGUCCAUUGUCGGUGAUUUUAAUUUUUUCCCUUUGUGUUAAUUUGCACACCCACCACUGUAAUAACAAGAGGGGGAUUUUGAACAGUCAUCAGUGGUUUAGUCCAGCCAGCAAGGCUCCAGCUGCAGCUGAGUAGGAGGUGUAGCUCACUAAGCUAACAGCUCAUCUACAAAUCAAGAUUUAUUAUAUUAUUAUUUGUUUUGUAGAAUCUGAAAGUUAAAUGAGUGACAUUUAAUUGCACAUCCGUUACCCUCUUGACAAAGUAUGUGAAUGCUUUUUGUGAUGCAAAGCGUGUGUUCGCCUGGAAGCUUGAAAGAAGUCUUUGUUGCAAAUAUAGUUUGAGCUCAAGCAGGAUGAUGCGUUUGCCAUGUUUCCUUCAUUGUGUCAAAUAGUUUUUUUGUUAUAUGUAUUUGACCAGUUUCCUGGACAUGGGAGUAAAUGAGUGUCUAAUUAAAGCGUCCUUUCCUUUUUCUUGGAGUUCAAAGUAUAAAUCUAGUCCGGGUUAAAAUGAGAAAAUAAAAGCAGAUUCCAUCUUAAUUAGGGGUUUUAAACUGGGCAGGGUUAAAUUCUUAUUGCAUACUCGUUUUCCCACUUAUUUGUAAUCCAUACUUUGACAUUACAUAAACACUGUCAAAGAUUUGCUUCAGUUCCUGUUCAGGAAACUGGACCCACAGCUGUGACUUCAUGCUUCAUGCUUGAUUUGAGAACGUGCUGUGACGUGUGUUAAAGGUAGCAGUUCAAAGUCCAACAAGUUAAAGAAGGAGCCAACACAAUGACCUUUUUAAAUUAUUUUUUUCCUUAAAGUUUUUUAACAGAAUAUGCAGAAUUAUUGCAAAAAAUAUCAGACAAUCAUCAGGGUUUUUUGUAGGGACUAAGGAGGCGAGUUCCCUGGCUGGUUUUAAAAUAUCACUUUUGGGUUUCUUCCCCCCCACUCCCCCUGCCGCUUUCUCUGGUUUCCAAAAUAAAGAGGAUUUCCUAUA
Oreochromis aureus is the source of this 5037-nucleotide messenger RNA. RefSeq names its product DnaJ (Hsp40) homolog, subfamily C, member 14 (gene dnajc14). The record is from RefSeq and is a predicted model, not a curated record. The transcript has 7 exons. Bases 365 to 2314 code for a protein of 649 amino acids. Lineage: Eukaryota; Metazoa; Chordata; Actinopteri; Cichliformes; Cichlidae. Gene Ontology annotation, molecular function: dopamine receptor binding.